AUGUUUCGCCGUGGAAGCGCUAGACGGAAACGAAGCGCUAAUCCGCCAACGGAAGUGCUAGCGCCACCGUCAUUUUCACCGCUUACCACGAAAAUCUAUGUGAUCUAUGGCGAUUCUGAAGGUAAAGAUUUACAGUAUCUGCCUAAUGUCAGCUCAAUUUUCUUUCUAGAAUUCGCCAUGGAGCGACAAAUGCUAUGGAUGGAUGUGCUGCCGGAACUUCAAAGCUUUGCAUUUCAUUCUGGGUUCGAUAUCGAAUGGAUAGAUCCGUUGAGUGAGAGAGGAAAGCUUUCGGAGGCCAUGUGCCUGCUGGGUGACAAAUAUGGCACCAUUGGUCCACCUAGUGAAAUGCUCAAAGAAGAAUUUGAAGCUGUACGCGCAGCCGUUUUCGAGCAAAGUGCAGGUGAAUCCUUCCUUUUUAAGACGUCCCUUUUGCAUCGCUAA
Molecule: messenger RNA, 441 nt
Organism: Cylicostephanus goldi
Lineage: Eukaryota; Metazoa; Nematoda; Chromadorea; Rhabditida; Strongylidae
Source: the annotation of a GenBank genome assembly